Ceutorhynchus assimilis (cabbage seed weevil) is the source of this 1770-nucleotide messenger RNA. The record is from the annotation of a GenBank genome assembly. NCBI's taxonomy places the organism in Eukaryota, Metazoa, Arthropoda, Insecta, Coleoptera, Curculionidae.
UAGCCUGUCCAAGCGAGGGGUGGUUAAUACCAAAAGUAAAUACCGGUUCAUCCAAGCGAGGCUUGGUAUUAACCGCAACGUGAUCGUUUGACGUAAAAUGACGUCACCGGUUAAACCGCUAGUAACCCUGCUCGGGAGCAGGGUAUGUAACGUUUGACAAUCGACAAGCGUCCAAUUAUUUGUAAACAAAACAAUUUGGCCGUUUUUAGUACUUUUUUUUGUGAUUUAUUUUGCUUAUUAUUAGGUGAUAAACUACUUUGAAUCAUGUCUAAUAAUGGGGAAAGUUAUUUACUGUCCAUAAAUUAUAUGGGUCAGGAUGUCCAAGUUAUGACUGAAGAUUUUGAUACAGCCAAUUUGCUAUUGAAUGACCAACAUGCAGCGUUUGAAUUUUUAAACAGGUUGGAUCCUGACAAAUAUCCCAUUCCUGGGGGAUCCAGGGAUACACAAGUACCAUUAUUUAACUUUAAUGUGCCACAACAAGAUUUAGGUGAAUCAAGAACUUCUUCUGUUCAAAAUGGUAAAGAAAAUGUCGAAAAUGAAGAGAUAUGGUGCAAAAAAAAGCCAACUGAAAAAGAUUUGAUGGCAACGGAGCUUUUCCUUUCUUUGAGAGAUCAAUAUAAAGAUAAAUUUAAUGAUACCAAAACCACCAAAACAUCCAUUUGGAAAAUUAUUGCAAAAAAACUUAUGGAGGAAAACUACAACCUAGGAAAAGAUCCUGUAGAAAAAUGCCGUCAGAAGUGGGCCAAUCUCCAAAAAAAAUACCUGGAACAUAUGAAACAUUUGAAAACAACGGGUGUGGAAAGAAUAGAAACUCCACCAUUUUUUGACAUUCUUCAUGGAAUAUUAGGAAGCAAAGAUAAAACCAACCCCAGAAUGCUGAUAGAUAGUGAAGACAUCAUCAGCGAAUCUACCUCGGAAGCCACUGAAGUGCCAAGUAUGCCCAAAACAGCAUUAGCUGAAGUCCAGGCUAAAGCAGACAAUCGACAAGACAAAAUAAACGAAAUAAAAAAAAGAUUUUCCAGUACAAUUGUCCCAAAAACAGCUACAGCCAAAAUUUGCCAGAUAAUUAAAGAAGAAAGUGAAAAGGAUAGAAAACAGGAUAAGGAACAAUUUAAAAAACUAGAAGAAAUUCUUGUGACUCAAAAUGAUCAAAGACGAGAAUUUUUGGAUAUUUUGAAAAGAAUAGCUCCAGUCGAGGCUCCCUCUAAAGAACCUCCCAGAAAAAAAAGACGCCCCAACUGUGAAGACUCUGACAGUCACAGUGACUAAAUCAUUUUGAUAGGUACCUACUUUUACUAUUGAUUUUUCAUAAGAAAGCUUUAAAAUAAUGUUUAUUAAGUUCCUGUUUUUGUUUUUUUGGUGGUAGGUAGUUCCUAUUUGUUAUAGUGUUAGGCGUUCCUUACACAAUACCUAAAUGCAGUUUAAGAUUUAUUUAAUAAUACCCUCUAAUUAAUGUUUUUGUUGUUUCUUUGAACAUUUAGAUACUUAAGUUCGAGUGAUUUUGUGUUCCUAAAAUCAAAUAAAGACUGUGGUGCAAUGCUCCAAUAAAAGACUUUCAAAAAUUUAAAUUUGAAAAAAGUAGAUUUUAUUUGGAAAUACAAGUAACAUUGAAUAAUAAAAAUUAAAACUUUUGAUAUUACCUCUAGGUAGAUACAGUAUGGAUAUAAAUAUUAUACAAAUUUGUAAAAAUUUAAUAAUAAAAAUAUUACAUUUCUCUAAGGUUAGCACUUAUUAAAUCUCUUUUUUCCCUUCCUUUUCUUCCAUCCUCGC